AACGAACGAACGAACGAACAAACAACGGCAACCAUGGGAUCCAAGCACGAAAGCAAACGCAAAAACACCGGCACGGACAAGCACCCGAUCGACCGGCUGAUGUGGCUGGUGGCGGCCCUCUUCGGAUUCCGGCACCUCCUUCUGSUGGCGGUUUCCUUCGCGGCGUUCGACCGGGCGUACCGGACCGAUGUUUYGCAGGCGAACGAGCGCAAGGCCCUCCUCCUCCGGGGAGGAGCAACAGGAGCAGCACCACCGUCGUCCACGGCCCAAAACCCGGCCCUCCGGCCCCCCGGGCUCCUCCCGGACCGRGAAGCCUGGCACGAAAUGACCAUGGCCGAGAUGGACGAGAACCUCGGGUGCGACUACGACCGGGGCCUGCCGAUCCACGGCCCCGAGAUUUGGACCGGGAUGCGGGAGGCCUACGUCUCGGUGGUGGGCCSGCACCGGUCCACCCUGGCGAGCGKGGGAAGGGACGCCUUUUCCACCGGCCUCCUCGUUCCCUUCGAGGUCCGGUACUCCGRCGGAAGGGGCCGGGGGAUCUUUGCCAAGGAGGCCGUCGACAAGGGCCGGGUCCUCUACGACUUUUCGCAGUCGGCGCAGUUCGAGACCGGGACCRACUUUGCCGAGUUUCUGCGGAUCCUGGCCCCGSAACUGGCCUGCGACGUCCUCCUCUGGAGCUACGCCCAGGACCUGGGAACCGAAACCGGAAACCAAACGAGAAGCGAACGCCGCGAAACCACCAAAGGGGCCCGCCUGCGGAUCGUCACGGACCUCGACCCSGGGAGCUUCUGCAACGACGGCGGCUACGAGGGGGGCAACACCGGGUGGAUGGACCAAGAGCGGGGGGGGGCCUCGGAGGGGGGCCGCCACCCACCGCACGUGGCCGUGCUUCGGAGGGAAGAGGCCUCCUCCGGCCCCGGCUCGGGCUUUGUCCGGUCGGCCCCCCUCGUCGCCCUAAAAGACAUUGCCAAGGGCGAGGAACUCUCGUGCGUCUACGACCAGUUCAACGAGGGCCUGGGACUCAUGAUCGACUGAGUGCCAUGCGAUGCGAUGGAAAAAAAAAAAAAAAAAAAAAAAAAAACACACACACACACACACGAAUGGUCUAUGCGGCAUGCAGAUAAUACAAAAAUGGCCAUCGGCUGCUUGUUCUGUACAGCAUUGGAUUAUUUGGUAUACCGAGAGGAGCAGCAGGGAGCAAAGGAGGAACCGUCAUUCCUCCUACUACGCUCCGUCGUUGAGWCUUCCAGUCUGAUUUUUGCCCCGUCGCUUCCCCGGCCGGCAGGCCUCGAGGCAGAKCGAGGGGCACCUGCUCUCCACGCGCUCCCGGCCGUUCACGGGGUCCCUCCUGCGGCAGACGCGCCKGCGCUUCCGCCUCCGCUUCUUCCGGCCCGUGGCCGCAACCGUCUCCCCGAACGAGGCGCAGGUCUUGCCGGUCGGCCUGUUCCCGAACCGGUAGGCAGCGUCGUCGGUGCACAAAAGCGGAACGCCGCUUUCCCCGGGGGCGGAAKWGUCCGUCGAAAAGACAACCCCCCCGCCGAUCGGAUCCGCGAGGGAUGCCUCGGAAAACGUGCCCGCUUCCUUUCCGUCCAGGAUCAGGGAAUACAAGCCACCGCCUUUCGCGCCUCCGGCCCGGUCGAUCUCGAAUUCAUACAAUGCUCCCCUCGCGAGGCAGAUCUCGUCCUGGUAAGAAAACACAAGAAAGGAAAAAGRCGACGCMRUGAGCCCUUGGAACGAUGAGAUUGCCUUGGUGCGGUUGGUGCGUUGGUUCGAACCCACCUCGUAAGCAAAGAACGGUUGGUCGUAAUCGUCUCGAGCCAGGAGCGGUUCYGUCCCACCGGCUUCCCGCAGCGUCCAGUUGGUCCUCGAGGGAAAAUCGUCCGUGACGAUCCGGACGACAAGCUUCUGCUCGGUCUCGCUCUCGCAGGCGAGCGGAUCCGUGUUGCAGAACGGGGACCGGCUGUUCCCUUCCUCGCAGAUGGUCCGCUGCACAAAACCGAUCGCGCUGCUGGUCCGACCGUAGACGUCCGGCAACCAGGGGCGUCCCAGGCCGCAAAAGGCAAAGUCCUCGUUGUCGUCCAGCCUGCCGUACACAAAGGACGAGACACCAACGUGGGUAUCGGUGCGCCUUCCGGUGGCGUCGUCGACGGGUCCCUUGUGCAGGAGAGGACCGCCCGAGUCUCCGAAACAAAUGCCUUUUUUUUCUUCGCUAGCUAUAGCGUUCGACGAAACCAAAACGAGAGAAACAGAUCCAGUUGCAGUGAGAGGUUGGUUGGGCGUCGCGCAGAGAAUCGACCAACGCACUAGGUCACAACUUACUAGCACAAAUGUUAGAGGGAUCAUAGUCACAGUUGACCUCGUCCACGGCAACGGUAACCUCUUGAAGAAACUCGGGGGGAGGACCGGAGAGACUGGUAGGUCCGGUGAAGUUGCGUCCAAAGCCGAUCGCAACUACUUCUUCUUCCGCCGGCGGAAACAUUGGCUGUUCUCCGAGCCGAAGUGUUACGGUGGUGUCGUYGACAUAGACAGGGGUAUCAAGCUUGCACUGUGRCGGAGAAAAGAAAACAAAGGAAAACCAAUCGUUUUGAAAUCAGGAGUGGAUUCUUUCACUUMCGGAACGAUUGCGACACAUACGCACGCCCUCGGCACAACCGUCCGUUGAUUUUACACGCACCAGAGCAAAAUCGUUUUCAAAGGGAGGACAAAACUCACACCCAGUGCUUGUGAAUCCAGGAUGCCCCACGUAUUCCGUGCAUACCCGAGCCGCUCCUCCACGAAACACCCCGGGGGCGGAUUGGUGGUGAGCACCAACAAUCACCGCCCUUCCUUCAAAGUUUCCGCAAUGUUUGGCGGUCAGCACCCACUCCGAAGCAAUCAACACGCCGCCACAACCGGGGAUUUUGACUGUUGCCGAAGAAUUGAGAACAACAGCGUUGGUCGGACGAAAUGUUUGCAAUGCAUUGGACUCUGUAGCAAGAUCAAUAGUACUUUUUCCUACAUACUGUUCACGCAAGACGCACCAUAAUAUGGAUAUUCCUCAAUAUCUGCAUUGUUCCCUCCMACAAUGCGCAGUGGAUCAUCGACUGGCGAGGCAACAACAGGACAUACCAAGCUACARGGGCAAGCGACAACAAUGGCCCCAAGUAUUCGGAGACGGCGAGAGGGAAACAUUGCUAGGAGCGGUUGUUAAAAUCRAAUGUUGUGCAAUAGAUCUCGUCUACUAGAAUGUGUGGGGAGGGAUCCAUUCAACACCGGUGGAUGUUUGUGGUUUCAGGGUUAUAAAUGGGGUCUCCGGAAAAAUUGUAUGUGUAUCUUCGGCAURGAGUUGUUGAUGGGACUGAACGAAUCGUCGUUAGCGGAAUCGUGUAUCGAUUCCGAAUUUCRUUUCAUGUUUGUGUAAACAAUAAAUAYAAGUAGAUCACCUCGCUCGCAAUGCCGUGCUAGCUCUCACAAGUUUCAURGAAACCUAGUGCAUCUUUACUGGAAUGGCUUCGAGGAACCAGUACCGUAUCAUGUGACACGUGCGGCACCUUGCACACGAGCCGUUUCGUCUUAAUUGRAAAAUGAUGUGGUACACUGCUACGAAUACUAUUAUUUUUGUUCCACAAUCGUAGUURGUCAGACAAACCRYAAUKUUCAAGUCACGUAGGUGCGGAAAAAGAAUUCAUCUACAYAUGUUACCGGAACAUGUYAUUAGUAUAUUUACUAUAAGGAKUKUGUUCGUSUUUGUAAUGCAAUCGARUGAAGAGAUAGACCGAUCGUCGUCUCUGUAAUUCGAGGGUGGCGGAAGGCGACCAGCUAGGAAUGGAAUCAAUGGUUACGGCAACAGUGCCAMGAAAUAGAUAGUUACUGGAGCUAAGCUUGGUACCAAACAAGGGUAAUAAUAUAACAUCAAGGAAGAUUCCGAUGUGGUCUGAAUAGAGAGUGGUGGAUAUAGUGCGUAUUUCUCGUGCAUUCAUCGUCUGUGAUUGUUUCGUUUGGUCGCAMAACAACCGCACAUUCGAGCGACUUCAAUUCCACUUUCAUUUCUUAUUCACCAUGCUGGAUGGGCGUAUUCGAACCGUUCCUGGUUUCKGUGUCUCCUCCACGCGGGGGCUCCGUGCUCGGUUCGAAACCAAUAGGAACAGAUAGCAGGGACAACCCCCCAUAAACAGGAAAAGCACGAGACGGAUUGCUACAAUCGUACAAAUCAAAGGCGGYAAACCAAGAAGCGUGUGAGAGAACUGAUUCCUUCGUUCAAUCGUUUGUUAGGAAAUGGAAUGUACCCCGGGAGCACACGAUCGACCGCACAUCCGUGGAGAGAAUAUCCUACGUACAUGCACAGAGUGCAAUCGCGGUCGGCAAAUGGUGCGUGUGCAUCCCGAGGGCGAUGUCAUGUGUGUGGGAUAGCGACCGGAGAAAGGUGGGAGUGAUUGUUUUCCCGGUUAUUAAAUCCCACGGGUGAAGCGAAGUCCAGUCUGACACCAACAAGACCCAAAAUAAAGCAAAUGAAGGGCCAAACUACUAGAAAACCUGUAGUAUUUGUCGAAAGAUGGGACGAAUCAAAUGCAAAGAAAACA
Molecule: messenger RNA, 4559 nt
Organism: Pseudo-nitzschia multistriata
Lineage: Eukaryota; Bacillariophyta; Bacillariophyceae; Bacillariales; Bacillariaceae
Source: the annotation of a GenBank genome assembly